AUGAGGUUUUCCACGGCCCUCUUUACUUCGGCAUUUACUGCCUUCACCUCAACUGCUGUGGCAGAAGAGUCUUUCCAGCAGUGGUGGCACAGAACUGCGGAAGCUGUUGGUGAGCCUCUACUUGUUUCUGGUCUCGUUACUCGAGGAUUUGCUAAACGCUAUGUAGCUGUCUUUCCCAAUGUCACUGGAUGGGAAGUAGCCGUCAACGAGCUCAUGACAUCCGACACCAAGAUUACCUUUAACGCUAAGGAGCUCGACUUAGAGGGUCUCAAGAAAUACUGGAGCACUAUCCCUCCAAUUAUCGAGAGUGACUAUGAAUACUUGGUCCUCACCAUGGACGAUGCUGUGGCUCUGCCUGCUGAGGAGGGACGGGGUGGCAAUGCAUACAUGACUGGCACGGAAGUAGGUCUGCGCAAAGGCGCGGAGAAGACUGUGACUGCAAGGCAGGCGCUCUACGCUGUCUUUGGAGAUGACAGGAAGGCUACUGAGUGGCAUGAAGUCGUGAACGAGUUAAAGUGA
Fusarium sp. VM40 is the source of this 519-nucleotide messenger RNA. NCBI's taxonomy places the organism in Eukaryota, Fungi, Ascomycota, Sordariomycetes, Hypocreales, Nectriaceae. The record is from the annotation of a GenBank genome assembly.